Molecule: messenger RNA, 2883 nt
Organism: Nematocida ausubeli
Lineage: Eukaryota; Fungi; Microsporidia
Exons: 1
Coding region: 1-2883 (960 amino acids)
Biological process (GO): protein export from nucleus
Cellular component (GO): cytoplasm; nucleus
Molecular function (GO): nuclear export signal receptor activity; small GTPase binding
Source: RefSeq, a predicted model, not a curated record
AUGGAAAAGUUAUUGGAAUGCUCAAAUGAGUUUGACGUUGAGCUUUUUGACUAUGUAGUGACGACAUUCUACAAUCCAAUGGACAAGGAACACAAAAGAGCAGAGCGCGUUCUUCUGCAGUACAGAGAGCACCCCGACAGCUGGGCGCACACGUCCGCGGUGGUGAAGGAAAGCAAAGACGCCAGAGCAAAAGUGUUUGCAGUGCAGGUGCUUGAGAGAGCAGUCAAGAUUCGGUGGACAAUGCUUACAGAGGACCAGAAGAAAGGAGCGCGGGAGUACGUGGUUGACAAGAUUCUGGAGCUAUCUAUGCAGGGGCAGCCAGAGAGCAAAGUUUUAGUGAAGCAGUUUAACCAGGUGCUAAUAGAAAUAAUAAAGAGGGAGUGGCCUGAGAAGUGGCCCACCUUGAUAGGAGAUCUUCUGGAUGCAAGCAAGGGAGACUGUGGAGUGUGCAGCAACAGCUUUAACCUGCUGGGGCUUCUGUGCGACACGAUAUUCAACUUCCACGAGUCUCUUGUCAGCGAAAGAGUAAGCGUUCUGCAGCUGCACAUGAAAAACGAGCUAGGAAGCAUAUAUGAGAUGGCAAUGAACAUUCUAGACAAAGUGAGCACAGGGGAGAUAUUUGUGCCAAACGAUCUGACCACCUCAGCCCUCAGCCUGCUUCUCCUCAUGGUGCCGCAGCUGCCUGCUGAGUGCUUGUUCCAGUCAAAUCUUCUUGAUAUUAUUGGAAAAUAUAUUGAGUCUGAGUUUGCCAUUCUGGCGGUGCAGCUCAUGCGAAGUGUUAUUGCGCGGAAAGAAGAGUGCGCAUCGAAUGAGAUUUUCAUGGGGGCCCUCAGAAAGUGCUUUGUCAGUGUGGGGGCUUUCUUUGAGAAAUACUUCCGGAUGUUCAACGAUGCCCACAAUGGAGGAAUAAAAGCGCACUAUGCUGAGUUCCUUCCAAAGGACGUGAAUCUCAUCCGAGAGAUGGUUCUCUUCUACGGUGUUGCAUACAAGUACUGCAGAGAGCUGGAGAAAACGCCGUGCAAUACAAGUGUCCCUCUUGAGCUUAUGCUGGAGAUAUCGCAGGUGUCAGACUUUGAGCUGUUUAGACUGUGCCUGGAGCUGUGGUCUCUAUUCGUGAAGGAUCUUUUCCUAGAGUUUCCCUUUGUGCCUGCUCCAAGCAAGGCCCCGGCAGGUCUUCGGAGAAUCCACUAUGCAGAGAUACUUAGCAGUCUGGUGCCGGUGCUUGUUUCCCAGAUGCAACGGCCAGAAGAGGUAAUUAUUGCAGAGAAUGAAGACGGGGAGAUUGUUCUGGAGAAGCUUGCAGACACAGAAUACAUUAUGCACCACAAAGAAAUGAAUGAGAUAAUCUACCACAUAUCCGCUAUGACUGCAGGCGGCCUUGGCCCAUACUUCUGCAGCGAGGUAAACAAGCUGCGGACAGGAAAGUGGACGCGAGACAGACUAAACAAAGUGUGCUGGGCAGCAGGAAGCAUAGCAGGAACAUCAAGCCCAAUGGGAGAAAAGGAGUUCCUAACUCAGAUUAUCCAGGGCCUUCUGGCCAUGUGCGAGAAGGAGGAAGAGGAGGGCAACCGAGCAGUUGUAGCCUCGUGUCUUAUGUACAUUCUAGUUCGAAAUCCGCUCUAUCUCAAAACAUAUCCGCUUCUGCUUGAGGCCAUAUGCAACAAGAUGCUGCAGUUUAUUAUUGACGUGGAUCUGGUUGGUGUCUCUGAGAUGGCGUGCGAUACUCUGCUCAAGAUCAUGUCUUCUUGCUCUGCUGUACUGAAGGUUCCUUUGGCAGCAGGAAAGAACUGCUAUGUCUUGGACAUAUUCCCUCUUAUCCCAAAGGUUCUGAAAGUGCUAAAGCCAUACUUGGCAGAAGUGCUGUUUGAGGCGCUGUCGUAUCUAUCAGAGGACUACAUUGAUAAGCUGCUGCAGCAGCCAUUUAUGGACCUUUUCACGCCUUCAGUUGACAAUGUAGACGACCUCCAGCGAAUAGUGCAUGCGGUUCGUCUUAUUAAGGUUGUGUGCACUGUUGAGAUAUCAGAGGAGUUCUAUAACAGCCGUGAGCCUGUGAUUGGAAGGGCACUUGGACAGAUCCACACCGUAUACACAAUGCUUCCUGAUGAGGCUGUGCAGCCCCAUAUGCUGAACCGGUCUUUGGUGAUCCUUAAAAAAGAGAUUCUUUCAUUGUACAGCACAAUAGCAAAACACUUCUCCAUUAACUUUGUACUUGAAGAGCUGCUAAGGGUGUGCUCGCUUGUGUAUGCAAAGCCACUGUCUAUUAGUGCUGCUGCAUCUGUUGAAAAGCUAGGUCUUCUUGCAGAGCUAUGCCGGCGCACAGUUGAGGGCACGGCCUCUUUGGUGGAUGCAGUUGCAGGGCCUGUUGCACAGCAGGUGUUUGCUGCGCCAGAGGAGAAGGAGGAGGAGAUGAAGGCCUUCUACAAAAUGCUGUGCGCGUCUAUCCGGUUCAAUCCACAAAUAAAUAAUCUGCAGAUGAUUGAGUGGCUGGCCAUGGGGGUGGGGCAUUCAAACAGAGAGAUAUACGAGGAGUGCAUUGAGGUGCUUGCAAAAGUAAUAGAAAAGACGUCUAUUGAGAUAGUGCAGCAAGGAUACUUGGGCCUUCUAGAAUGCAUUCUGGGAACAGCGCUGGACAAAGACCAUGAGGGAGGAAUAAGCGCGCUUUUAGUUUCUCUUUCGCUUCUGAUUAAGUACAGCAUUGAUGGAAAGUGCCCGUCGCAGAUGCAGGUUCUGGAGGUGUUUGGAGGAAAGCUACAUAGCAUAUUCCCGCACAUCAAUCCAAAAGACAUUGAGGAGUUUAUUGGUCGAUGCUACCGCAAUGCAGACUCGCACAACGGCCUUCUUACAACAAUAAGCGACUUCCGCGUCAAAAUUAAGACAAUUUAA